Messenger RNA from Fomitopsis serialis, 789 nucleotides. RefSeq lists its product as uncharacterized. The record is from RefSeq and is a predicted model, not a curated record. Lineage: Eukaryota; Fungi; Basidiomycota; Agaricomycetes; Polyporales; Fomitopsidaceae. The coding region runs from base 1 to 789 and encodes 262 amino acids. The transcript is spliced from 2 exons.
AUGGCGAACCUCAUCCGCUCCCCAAAGGCCGGCAGUGACUGGACUGGCAACGACCUGGCAGCCUACAAUAUUCAAAUGCGACUGGAAUCCGCGGCGAGCUUCUUCGGAGACCACACGAUGCCCCCGCCCAACGUCGACCAGGAGAUCUUGACUACCCAGAACGCACAAGACAUGUACUUCGACCGCAACGCCGAGCUCAUCAAUCUGCUCGAUCUGGCCAUGAGCUCUAUGUCAGCCGAGGACUCCGCCGUCGACGACUUUGCCGUCGAGCUGCUCAAGCACCUUGGCUACGUUAAACGCCACAGAAUCGCGCGCACUCGGAAGGACAUCCCGUUCUAUGUCUGUGGCGAAUGGACGCACGCAGAGACGGACGUUUGUCUCCUCGAUCGUCAACAAAACGAUAUCUUGCUCCUCGUCCAGGAAGACGAGCGCUCUCAGCCGGAGCACCCGCGCGAUCCUGGUCCUCAGCUGGUUGCGAAAGCGAUCGCCGCGUUUGACUACAACAAUUCUCUGCGGCAAGCAACAGGACAGGCGACCGUCGAUUCAAAGGUCAUGGCGGGCAUCGCCCUACUCGGUACGAUGCCUACGUUCUACAAGAUCCCGGUCACCGCGGGUCUUGUGCGCGACGUGCAUUACGGCGCGUACCCGUCGAAACCCACCACAGUUUCGGUGCAUGUCCCAGAGCUCCCUAGUCCCGCCGGACGUUACAGUGAAGGCAUGAAGCCCCUGGACAACAGGCAGGCAGUUCUGCGUUGUUACGAGGCAUUCAAAGGCAGUGUGGGCAUAUAG